AUGCUGGGUUCUUCUCUCCGCAUUUUCUCCCCUCGAGCAGUUUCCAGGUUGUCUUUUUCAACAACUUCAGUCGAAAAAGCUGAGAAACUUUGGGAAAAUCCAUGGAAACAUGCUCUCCCUGAAAAGUCCAGAAGUCUUGCAACGGUCGAAGAAGCUCCUAUCGAUUGGUCGUAUGUGGAAAGAUUGAUGCCAAUAGAAGUGGUGCCGAAUGUUCCUGAGCACGAAAAGUAUCCUACACCAAGCGGAUGGACACCACCGACAGAAGCAGCCAAGACACAUCAAUACUACAUUCGACGUCGUCAUGACCAUCUUCUUCCUCUUUAUUUGGAACGAAAAAGGGAUUUACUGAAUGAGAAAACGUUGGAUUUUGAUUAUGUCGAGCUAGUAACUAUCAGAAACGUCGACGGAGACAUUUUUGCUUGCGAAAAUGAUCUCCGCUCCUAUCUUGAAGAACAUCUUGGACAUUCGAUCGCCAGUCACGUCGAUGAGUUGAAAGGUCGUAUCAAAAUUAAAGGAGCUCCACGUGUUCUUAUUGAGCAAUUCUUCUACAGCAAAGGAUUCUAGAUGUAUUCUUGAUAUAUCUUUUAGUUUUUUAUCUAGGCAGAUUUGUUUUGUUGUGAAUUUAUUGUUGGAGAAUGAACUAGAAAAAUUCA
This is a messenger RNA of Caenorhabditis elegans, 653 nucleotides long. RefSeq names its product Large ribosomal subunit protein mL49 (gene mrpl-49). Lineage: Eukaryota; Metazoa; Nematoda; Chromadorea; Rhabditida; Rhabditidae. The record is from RefSeq and is marked reviewed. Gene Ontology annotation, biological process: translation. Gene Ontology annotation, molecular function: structural constituent of ribosome. The coding region runs from base 1 to 564 and encodes 187 amino acids. The transcript is spliced from 4 exons. Gene Ontology annotation, cellular component: mitochondrion; ribosome.